Andrographis paniculata is the source of this 2305-nucleotide messenger RNA. RefSeq names its product probable E3 ubiquitin-protein ligase ARI7. Gene Ontology annotation, cellular component: cytoplasm; ubiquitin ligase complex. Lineage: Eukaryota; Viridiplantae; Streptophyta; Magnoliopsida; Lamiales; Acanthaceae. Gene Ontology annotation, molecular function: zinc ion binding; ubiquitin protein ligase activity; ubiquitin conjugating enzyme binding. The record is from RefSeq and is a predicted model, not a curated record. Gene Ontology annotation, biological process: positive regulation of proteasomal ubiquitin-dependent protein catabolic process; protein polyubiquitination; ubiquitin-dependent protein catabolic process. The coding region runs from base 189 to 2042 and encodes 617 amino acids. The transcript has 15 exons.
UCCCUUUACCAUUUAUGGAGAGGUGAUCAUCGCAUUCGGCAGGCAAAGGCAAAGGCAAAGGCAAAGCUAAGGCAAGGCAUAUCCCCCAUCACUAUAUACCUCUCGAACCCUAAAAUCGAUUAGAGUGCCCAACCGCACUGCACUGCUUUGAUUCCCGGCUGCAAUCUCCCAAUCCUGCUAGGGUUUCCAUGGAUUCCGAUGACGAUAUGCACGACGCCAACGAGGUAGCCUCUGCCGAGGAGGAUGACUACUACAGCGGCGGCGAGGAGGAGGAAGAAGAAGACGAAGAUGAAGAAGAAGAAGAUGAGGCAGAGGCUAUGGAUGACGAAAUCGACGACGAUGAUUACAACUAUGACUACGCCGAUGAGGACGAUGCAGGGGAUUACGACUUCAUCGCGAAUUACUCCGAUGAGGGUGACGAUGCGAUAGCUAGUCGGUCGCAGAAGAACUAUACUGUAUUAAAGGAAGAGGAUAUGCGGCAGCGGCAAGAGGAAGACAUCACAAAAAUCUCUACUGUCCUUUCAAUUUCAAGGGAAGCAGCAUGCAUACUCUUACGUCGCUAUAACUGGAGUGUGAAUAAUGUGCAUGAAGAAUGGUUUGCUGAUGAAGAGAAAGUUCGCAAAGCUGUUGGUAUUUUUGAGAAACCCCCGGUUAAGAAUUUGAAUUUCAAGGAAGUGGCUUGCGGGAUUUGCUUCGAGAACUUUCCUUGUGAAUGGUUACGUUCUGCUGCAUGUGCUCAUCUUUUCUGUGACACAUGUUGGAAAGCUUACAUCAGUACAUCCAUCAAUGAUGGCCCUGGAUGCUUGAUGCUGAGGUGUCCUGAUCCUUCCUGUGGUGCUGCUGUUGGCCAAGAUAUGAUUGAUAAACUCUCAUCUCAUGAGGAUAAGGAAAAGUAUCACCGUUAUCUUCUUAGAUCUUAUGUUGAGGACAGCCGCAAGAUUAAGUGGUGUCCUGCCCCUGGUUGUGAUUCUGCUGUGGAAUACGUUGUUGGUAGUGGAAGCUAUGAUGUCUCUUGCAGUUGUUCGUAUAGUUUCUGCUGGAACUGCACAGAAGAAGCGCAUCGACCAGUAGACUGUGAUACUGUGGCAAAGUGGAUUUUGAAGAACAGUGCUGAGUCGGAAAACAUGAAUUGGAUAUUGGCCAACUCCAAGCCUUGUCCCAAGUGCAAGCGCCCGAUUGAAAAGAAUCAGGGAUGCAUGCACAUGACUUGCACACCGCCAUGCAAGUUUGAAUUUUGCUGGCUGUGUCUUGGUGCAUGGUCGGACCAUGGUGAGAGAACAGGCGGUUUCUAUGCAUGCAACCGCUACGAAGCAGCAAAACAAGAAGGAGUGUAUGAUGAAGCUGAGAGGAGGAGAGAGAUGGCCAAGAACUCUCUAGAAAGAUAUACUCACUAUUAUGAACGAUGGGCAUCCAAUCAGUCAUCGAGGCAGAAAGCUCUAGCAGAUCUGCAACAAAUGCAAAGUAUACAUCUUGAGAAGCUAAGUGAAGUACAAUCCCAACCCGAGUCACAAUUGAAAUUUAUUAUAGAAGCUUGGCAGCAGAUUGUUGAAUGUAGGAGAGUUCUAAAGUGGACAUAUGCCUAUGGCUAUUAUCUAGCCGAGCAUGAAGUUGCUAAGAAACAGUUCUUUGAAUAUUUGCAGGGUGAGGCGGAAGCUGGGCUGGAAAGGCUCCAUCAGUGUGCAGAAAAAGAGCUUAUGAACUACCUUAAUUCUGAAGGUCCAUCAAAGGAUUUUAAUGAGUUCCGUACGAAGCUUGCUGGUCUGACAAGCGUGACCAGAAAUUACUUUGAAAAUCUGGUUAGAGCACUAGAGAACGGUCUUUCAGAUGUUGAUCCGCAAGCAUCCUCUAACAAGUCGACAAAAACGACAGCGGCGGCAGGGAGCAGCAGCAAGGGUAAAGGUGGUGGAAGGGGUAAGGGGUCGUCUAAGACGGGGACAUCAGCAAGAAACACAGACGAUUCAGGUAAUUGGGCGUGCGAACAGUGCACCUACUUCAAUGCUCGAGCUGCGACUAUAUGCCAGAUGUGUCACCACCGCCGUUGAUAAUGGUUUGCAUGGAAAACAUGACAAGUCUUCUUCUUCUGUUUUUUUUAAUCAAUACUAUGCUGUGUUGUGGUAUCUUGGAUAUUAUUAACCUGAAAGAUGUGUUGUGUUGUGUUAUAGAUCAUUGGAAUUUGCUAGUCUUGAAAGUGGGCAUGGGUGGUGGGUGGUGUUCCAUAAAAAGAAAGAACGAACGAAUGGAUGGUAUGUAAAUAGGAGGGAUGGUACACUUUGUGGGUGCAAGUCCAAGUGCAUGUGUUUCUCCA